Molecule: messenger RNA, 387 nt
Organism: Daucus carota subsp. sativus
Lineage: Eukaryota; Viridiplantae; Streptophyta; Magnoliopsida; Apiales; Apiaceae
Product: photosynthetic NDH subunit of lumenal location 3, chloroplastic
Exons: 2
Coding region: 1-387 (128 amino acids)
Biological process (GO): photosynthetic electron transport chain; photosynthesis
Cellular component (GO): chloroplast; extrinsic component of membrane; photosystem II oxygen evolving complex
Molecular function (GO): calcium ion binding
Source: RefSeq, a predicted model, not a curated record
AUGGAGUUCAAGGGCAGUGCUAAUAGAAUUCGAAAGUGUGCAAGUGAAUUAAUGUCAAUUGGCGAUGACUUGAUGGAUGAUAGUGAGUCAUGGGAAUUUGUUGGGAAAGAUCUUCAGCUCAAAUCGACGUUAUUGUAUUGUGACUUCGACAAAGUGAUAUCUGGUGCUUCAAAGGAUCUAAAGAGCUCUCUCACUGAACUUGCAAAUAGGUUGUUUUGGGCAAUUGAAGAGUUGGAUUUAGCGGUGAAAGUUCAGAGUAUCCAGCAAGCACAAAAUAGAUUUAGUGACCUUGCUCUUGUUUUGGAAGAAGUUAUUGAGACUGAACUCAUGCCUCCGCUCGUGGCUUCAAGUGAUGCGACUGAUGAUGACUCGACAGAUGAUGACUAA